This is a messenger RNA of Fonsecaea pedrosoi CBS 271.37, 1344 nucleotides long. RefSeq lists its product as uncharacterized. The transcript has a single exon. The record is from RefSeq and is a predicted model, not a curated record. NCBI's taxonomy places the organism in Eukaryota, Fungi, Ascomycota, Eurotiomycetes, Chaetothyriales, Herpotrichiellaceae. The coding region runs from base 1 to 1344 and encodes 447 amino acids.
AUGAGCAACGCACGAGUGAAUCGACACAGUCGAGCCUCGUCCAUUAUCUCCACCCAGUCCAAGUUCACCACAACGACAUUGCAAGAAGAUGCGCGCAGCAUUGACAUCAAUGUCGGCGGCCAGUAUUUUCGAAUUAGUCGGGAUGGCUCCAAAAUCACGGCUGAUGCACCCCCUCCGUACACCGGGCCAGGCGAAACGUUGCGCUUCCAAAGAGACCGAACAAGCGAUGUUAUGAGUUUAGACAGUCGAAUCGAAGCAAGUGUUCAAGACGUCGAGGAAGAGAACUUGGAGGGGGAUGGGGCCGUUACUCCGAGGUCAGCAUUCCAAGCCAUCGAUCAAGAUGCUGUUUUCCGAGCCAAUCUGUUGGAUCCGACACCUAUUGAAAUACCGUCACCCGUGCGACAUGAUCAGCUUACCCACCGCUCGUCCUCGGCCACGCUCGUCAUCAGCGAGAGCACGUCUACUCCUGUUAGUGAGUUUGACCAAAGCCUGGUCAAUGAAGAGGACCCUGGAACUCAGUCUGGUCGGAAUCCAGAUUAUAGCAGAAGAAGGGUGGUUUCAGAAGAUCUGAUGCUCGACAGAGCCGAUCUGACGCCAAAGUCGUCUCCAAUGAGAGCAUACCGGGAACGCUUGCCUCGACUUAUUACGUCGGGUGAGAUUGUGUGGGCUAGUCAUUGCCCUCAAUUAUAUCGACAGCGUGCCAACUCAUGGGGAGGACGUCCACUGCAAAUCCGGUCCGCUGGCGCAAUCCUUGGUGAUGUGUCUGACAAUGGUGUACCACGAUCCCCAGAUUAUAUAGGAAGAGACGCACGUGGAAUGUUCCAUUUCCCUACCAGAGCAGCCACGACCCAGAUUACCAGUACUCGCAGAGACGGCGAGUCGUCAGCCAGUGGACCAAUGCCUCUCGACGUGAGCGAGACGUUGGACGAAAGCAAUACACCUCUACCGAUGGACAACGAGAAUGACAUUUCCCUGCACUACGCGCGGAUGAUGCGGAAAUUGGACUCUUCGCAUCGCAAGGCACUCCUCAUCAAGGACAAACAGUUGGCGGAACUUCAGGAGAAACUCAACGAAAAAGACAUCGUUUUGAGACAGCAGCUACGGGCCAAAGACUUCAUCAUUGACGACCUCAAGAAACGCUUGAGUAACUUGGAAGGGAACAUAGAGGUUAUGCUAGAAAAGGCCCGACAUCAAGUCGAGGAUCUGUGGGAGGCUCGGUGGAAGGAUCGUGACUUUCAUCUACGAGAGCGCAUGAGACGCAUCGAGGAGGAAGCCCAGAAGGCCAUCGAGCGGAUGAAGGCUUGUCAAAAUCCGUGCGAAAGAUGCGCGAAAAUUGGUGAGUAG